Molecule: messenger RNA, 12581 nt
Organism: Acinonyx jubatus (cheetah)
Lineage: Eukaryota; Metazoa; Chordata; Mammalia; Carnivora; Felidae
Gene: DISC1
Product: DISC1 scaffold protein
Exons: 11
Coding region: 319-2460 (713 amino acids)
Biological process (GO): cilium assembly; neuron migration
Cellular component (GO): microtubule; centrosome; mitochondrion
Source: RefSeq, a predicted model, not a curated record
AGCGAGCGGCAAACUUUCAGAGGUCCCGGAGACAGGCUGUGCGCCGCCCGCCCCAGGCGCGCGGGAGUGAGGGUGUGUGUGUGUGUGUGUGUGUGUGUGUGUGUGUGUGUGCCUGCGCGCGCGAGCGCGCGUCUGAGUGUGUAAGGGGCCGAGGCUGGAAAGGAAAGCGGCCGCCUCGCGGAGAAGGAAGGAGCCUCCCCCUUCCUCGUCGCCCCCCUCCCCACUUCCCGUCCAGCUUGCUGUCGCUUCCCCCUCCGCGGGCCUCGGGGCGCACGGAGCCUUCCCACGGCCGAGAAGCUGGAGGAGCCUGUGGGGUGCAUGCUGGGCGGGGGACCCCAAGGCGCCCCGGCCGGUGGCGGCGGGGGCCACUGCGCAGCAGUGGCCCCGAGUGCCCGUAUUUCUUCUUCGGGAGACAGACAUGCUUUCCCCACAAGGCCCUGGGAUCAUCAAAUCAUUGGCAGCCGGGAUUGCUUACCACCUGCAGCGUCUUUUCGGAGGAGGCGGCUGGCACGGAGGCCGGGCUACAUGAGAGGCACAGCUGGGCCCCAGAUCGGGUUUCUCUACCCAGCAGUGGCCACUCCGUUACGGGCCCAGGGAGCGGCGUUCGGGGAGGAGUCCCUCCAGUCUGAGUCCAGGGCCAGACACUGUGGCCUUGAACUUGGAGGCCAGUGGCGAGGCCCCUCUGUUGGGAGCCCAGCAGCCUCGUCUCUGACCAUUGUGGGCCACCCAGGCCUGGCUCUGACCGCUGUGAGGGGACCCUCGGGGCUCUUUGGGAUUCAGCUCAGAGCUGACACCAAACUACCUGCCAGGCUCACCAGGUCGUGUGGCCCUGGGGACACUGGGUGGCAGGGGGCGCUCCCACCCAUGGACAGUUCUGAGGCCCCAGGCCCUGGCCGGGAAGCUGCCGGCGGUGAAAGAGCAAAGGGCACCUGGACAAAAGGCUGUCUGUCCUCAGAGGAGGGGAAUGGCAGCAGGUGCAACCUUGAAAGUGGCCCCAGGGUCCCCUCUGCCCCGGCCGGCUCUCAGGAUGGCUUCACCUCCAGCUUUAGCUUCAUACAGCUCUCGCUCAGCUCUGCUGGGGAACGUGGGGAAGCGGAAGGCUGCCCGCCGUCCAGAGAUGCUGAGGCCCCUUGUCAGAGCCCCGUGGAGACGGAAGCCAAGGACGCCAGCUUGGACAGGCCCCACACACACCCUCGACUUCUCUCUCCCCACUUCAACGUCAAGGCUGCUCAGAGCCUGGCCGACCCUGCCCAGAUGGCAGCAGGCAGCCCCCGGCUGGAGUGUGAGACGCGUUCUUUACCGGACGUGGACACUGCCUCCUCCUGUCCCCUGGUCCCCUCGUGGUCAAAGGGCAGCGGCGUGGGGGAUGCUCCCCGUUGGGAAACACUACUCAGGAGGUGCGAGCCUGUGCUGCUGGACUGCCUGCUGAGUGACCAGAGGCAGCUGGAGGUAAAGUCCUUAAGAUUAAAGCUUCAGAAACUUCAAGAAAAAGCAGUUGAGGAAGAUGAUUAUGACAAGGCCGAGGCGUUAAGACACAGAUUGGAAGAGCUGGAGAAGGAGAAAGGCAGCCCACACUUCCAGCUUCCUUCGAGGCAGCCGGCCCUCUGCAGCCUCCUGGGCCACCUGGAUGCACAGGCCCAGGCAGCCUUGUGCCACAGGGCCUCCCAGCUGGCCAGCAGUGACGGCGCCCAAGCCCUGCUCAGAAUGGAGCCAAAGCGGUUCGAACCCACUGCCCAGGACGCCCUGCAUGUGUCCAUCACUAGACGAGACUGGCUUCUUCAAGAAAAGCAGCAGCUGCAGAAAGAAAUCGAAGCUCUCCAAGCAAGAAUGUCUGUGCUGGAAUCAAAAGAUGAGCAACUGAGAAGGGAAAUAGAAGAACAAGAGCGGCUGCUCCCGUGGCAGGGCUGCGACCUGGCCGCCCUGGUGGGCAGGCUGUCCCUGGGCGAGCUGCAGGAGGUCAGCAAGGCCUUGCAAGACACCCUGGCCUUAGCCAACCAGAUUCCCCUCCAUGCAGAACCACCUGACGCCGUAAGGAGCCUCCGGGAACGGAUAAAAACCCUCAACUUGUCACUGAAGGAACUCACCGCUAAGGUGUGUAUGAGCGAGAGAAUCUGCAGCACUCUCAGGAAGAGAGUAAAUGAUAUUGAAAUCCAACUGCCGGCGCUGCUUGAAGCCAAAAUGCUAGCCGUAUCAGGAAACCAUUUCUGUACAGCCAAGGAGCUCACGGAGGAGAUGAGAUCACUAACAUCAGAGAGGGAAGGGCUGGAGAGACUCCUCGACAAACUGCUGCUGCUGAGCUCCAGGAAUGUCCAGAAGCUGGGAAGUGUGAAGGAAGACUACAGCAGACUGAGAAAGGAGCUGGACCAGGGGGAAACUGCCCAUGGCGCUAAAUACGGCAGUUGGGUCCGUCCAAGUUUGCGUGUAUUAUUUCCAGACAUGUGUCUUAUGGAAUACAAAUAAUAUAGAUUUCUCAAGUUUUUUUUUUUUUUUUUUUUUGGCAAUUUAUUCCUCUCAGCUAAAUUUUGCAAAAUGAUCUAAAAUACCCAGCACGCAGCCCGAGAAGCCAAUAAAACAGGAUGAAGACUUCGGUCGUGAUUUGGAAACAAGCAAAACAGAACAGACCUGUCUGCUUUCGAAUACGAUCUUAUUUUAAAUGCAAGUUCUCAUUCGACUUUCCCCAGACUCAGACAGCUGGUUCCUUCUUGAAGCAACUCUUGAAGACAGAUGGACCAACCGUUUCUUCAAAGUGUUGGCUUCUCCCGUGGCUGCCAUUUUCCCCAUUUUUCUUAGUACCUCCUUUUCGUCACUUGCCAACCCAAGUUCUCUCUGGCACCGAGGAGAUUAUCUAGGGUUCACUGUUUCUUUUCCAUUUGAUGAUGGAAAGAUGAACAUAAGGUGCCAGACUCGGUUAUUGCAUUCAUUGACAGAUGGAUUUGCUCCAUUCAUGUAAAGAGUUCUGUAGACUCUCUGAGUCCUGGUGCAUCUUUAGCUGGAUAUGUAAUCCUUCUCACCAAGCUUCUCUCUCAAAUGUGUCUGUUGGGAGUUAUGCCAUUAAAUCUACAGGAUCAGCUAGUUGGGACCUGGCCAUUAUUCUGGUGUUUCUGUGUGGUAAUAGAAAUACCUAUUGCUAUUAUUUAAAACAUGGGAUUAUGUGGAAGUAAUCUCUCUAGAAAUGAACAUAAUUGAAUUUCGUCAGCAUUUAAAUUAAUCAUGGAUAUCAAAUCAACGUGAAGGAGUAGGGAAAACAAAUCAGGGCUUGACAACUGUCAUCUGUUCCAUUUUCAUUUUGGGAUCCGUUAUACGUAAAGGUGGACUGCUUCUUGCUCUGUAGUUGGAGUAUUUCUUUCAUGAAUAAGUGACUUACAUACAUGACCAAAUGCUAGACAGUGGUGAAAGUGAGUGGGCUAUAGCUAUGCAUAUCAGUGUGGACAGAUCUCAUACACAUAAUCUCGGCGAGACAAGCAAGUUCCAGAAGAAUGCAUAUAGUACAAUACCAACUAUUUACUUGAAAACAUGGAAAACAACAUUCUAUGUUUUAAGGAUACAUACAUAGCAAGGGAAAGGAUAAAUCCAUGCAUGGGAACGAUAAACACUUAAAAAUCAUCACCUCUGGGGCAGGCAGUGUGUACAAUGUAAUUUGAGGGUCUUUAACAGUUUCGGUAAAAUUUUCCUUUAUAAACUGGGUGAUCAGCCCGUGGUGGUGAUUUUACAGUCUUCAUCCUUUGUAUAUUGUCAGGAUAGGAGAGUAUAUUGCCAAAAAGAAGAGGAACUGUGGCAACGGACGAGGUCUGAGAGUGGACGGGGAUGGUUCUAGGAGCACCUAGAGAAAAGCACCUGCAGAGGCUAGGUGUGCCGGCCCUCGGCUCCCAGGCACGUGGGAGGUGGCCAUGGAUGGGGAAGGCGUGGGUGCUCGAACAGGUGAGGCAAGUGGCAGCAAGAGCAGAUCCCCAGCGGAAGAAGGAGAUGAGAGAAACCCAGAAGUCUCUCUCAUGGGGACGUGACGGUCCACACAGAGGCAGCCUUACCUUGGCCCAGGGAGCCUGGAGAAGAGUGUCCUCCCGACUCCCCCAACUCUACUGAGCUGCUGUGCACCCUGACCCUGGGCGGCUCACUCCAGGGCCUUGAGAUUGUUCUCUUCUUCCCUGGUCCGCCUGUGUGAUGAGUUGUGGUUUGGAAAACAGAACUCCAGCCAGGACCAGCUUGCUGCAACCCUGUAGCCUUGCAUACCAGUAUGGAAUCCUCUGAGGAGGCCAGGCAGCCCCAUAUUUCUGGACAUGAGAGCCGUCUUCACCCUGGCUCUCAGAGUCCCAGGGCCAUGUUCCUGGUAUCCUGAGUACUCUCCCUGCAGAAGUAGGAACUGUCAGCUGGUAGAUUUUGUGGACUUCAGUAAGUAGAGGCCUCUAGGCUCCAGCUGGAAAGCACCUGAGUUGUCUGCAAGGGUUCAGAGUUCUGGAUCUGCCCGUGGUGGCCGUUUUGCUUUUCUCAGGCUCUGUGUCCUCAUGUGCCAGGUGGGACGGCAUGGGUGCCUGGGCAGGACAAGCCAUCCUUGUUUGGAGUGUGGGGUACCUGCCAUCAAGAGUGGGGCGGAAACCUGGGCAACGCUUGGGAAUAUUUGUAAGUACAGAGGAACAUACCAAAUUGAGGGGAAGAAAGAGGCAGAUGUGAACCCAAAGCCAGAGAGCAAAACCAUUUUGUAUGUAGGGUACCAUUUGCAAAUCGUUGUUCGUGUGGUAAAACGUCACAAGUCUCUGCUUGUUAAAGAAUGGUAGGCAAUGUGUUGGUGCAGGAGUGGUGAGUUUCCCUUUUAUGUAGAAAGGUCACCUGUCUCUGAAAUCUUAAAGGGCACCCUUCCCUGCUUUACAGGUGAGGGUAUGGAGGCCCUUCGAGGUGAAGGGCGUGGCUGAGCACACGGAGGAGGUAACAGAGCUACAGCACUGGAUUUCUAGUGCUCUGCCCGGAGAUUCUCUCACCACACACAAACCUGUUUCAUUCUGUGCCAUUUUACCUCUUUCGUCCGUCUUUCUUCCCGUCUACUGCCCUUAGUAAGUCUGUAAAGCAAAUAGGGGUUAUACUAGAAGAUGUUACCGGGAGCGCCUUCUGAAAAUUACCUCCCUGAAACCUUUUCAGAAGAGUAUAUUACACAUCGUCCAUAAUUCAGGUUGUGUUCACAAGACUGAAAUUGGCUAAUGCUAAAGGGAGCUGUGGCUUGUUCCAUAUUUAUUAUUCUAGUGCUUUUGGUUUUCGGAACUGUUGUUAUGAGAAAUUGUUUCUCCUCGACUCCAGAAUUUGCUUAGGGACUGCUUUGCUAAAAAUUUGAUUUUCUCUCAUAGAAUUUUUAAGGAGUACCAUUACAUUGUAUGGGUUGCUCUUAAUGGUACAGAGCUUUAAUACAAACCAGGCAUAUUUUAACUCUGCACACGGGGUGAUAGCUGUACCUCUGAUGGCUCUGAUCUUGGGUGAGCUGCAACAUACCAAGGGCAAGUUCUUUUUCCACAAAGUCCCCAUGAAAUUCGGUACAAAGGGUACACAGAAUAGGGCAUUGUCUAUACAGCGUUCAUCAGGCACAAAUCAGUCCACCUUCACAAAGCAAAAGCCAAGGAGAGAAGAAGCCACAUCAAUUGUGCUUUUUUUAUUUUUUAAACAAUAACAUGGAGUAUGUGGCACUCCUUAAAAAUGACACUCUGUACAAUUCCACUUUUAUGACAUAACUAGAAUAGUCAAAUUCAUACAGACAGGAGGUAGAAUGGCAGUUCCCAGGGGCUGGAGAGGGGGCAAUAAGGAGUUCGUGUUUAAUGGGGCAGAAUUUCGAUUUGGGAAGAUGAAAAGUUUGGGGACAGAUGGGGGUGAUGGUUGCACAACAUCGUAAAUGUACUUAAUGCCACUGAACUGUACACUUGGAAAUGGGCAAAAUGGUCCAUUUUAUGCUACACACUUUACCAUAAUAAAAAAAAGUUUAAAAACGACACUAUAUCCUGGUGAUUUCAGACGAAUCUCCUAUUUACUGAUAAUUCCACCUGUGAGCACGUUCUCUCUCCACACUGAAUGUGUUUUUUAUUCUUUUCCUUUGGGUCUUGUGUUCAGCAUUCUUAAUUUUUUUUAAUAGCUGAAGCUAUGUCACAUUUCCUCCCGUGACAAAGAGAGGGAUUAAGUGUGGUGCAUUCAGCCCCCACCAUCUGUUUGACAGCUCCUCUGAAGCCUUCUGGAAGCUGAAGGGCGGGGACGCUCACAUGGCAUCUCUCAGCUGCCUUUCCCUAUCCACUGGCUCGGGGAAACCUGUCCUUCCACAGUCUUAAAAUAGAGUGCAUUAAUAGAAAAGUUGAGGUGGGGUCAGGGCAACAGAUUUGGGAGGCAACUGCCAUUGAAAAGGUAGUGUGUGACUCACGGAUCUGGAGGCCAUGACAUGGCUUGGGGCCCCCCAGGGAGGCUCCAGGGUCUGUCAGGAUGUGGAGGGAGAAUGGGAAACUGUGAACCUUUGUCUCUUCCAUAGAGAUUUCACACGUGUAGCAGGCACCCAUUUGUGUCAAAAUGUUACCGCCUUUGGUUCACAUCAACCUCUGUUUUAAUUUUUUCAGUUUUUUUAAAUGAAGAAAAAAUGACAAAUCCACUAAUGUCCCAUAUCCUACACUGUGGAUGGUCUGUUUUGUUUUGUUUUUGUCCCCCUCUGUGUCUUUGCCAUACAGAGUUUUAAAUUUUAAAUUGGAUGACUCUAACUUUUCCUUUAUUGUUCGUUCUUCCUAUUUCUUUUUUUUAUUUUUUAAAAAUGUUUAUUUAUUUUUGAGAGAGAGAGACAGAGAGACAGAGUGUGAGCAAGGAAGGGGCAGAGAGAGAGGGAGACACACAGUCUGAAGCAGGCUCUAGGCUCUGAGAUGUCAGCACAGAGCCUGACGAGGGGCUCAAACUCACAAACUGUGAGAUCAUGACCUGAGCCGAAGUCAGACUGUUAACCGACUGAGCCACCCAGGCGCCUCAUCCCAUUUCUUGUUUAAGAAAUUCUUGCCAAUUUGUGUCAGUAUCUUCCCUAUUUUCUUCCGAUUUUUAAAGUUUUGCUCUAUAGCUUUACUUUUUUUAAAAUAUAGUUUUUUAUUUACAUGUGGGAUUUAUUGUUGUGUUUGGCACGAAGUAGGGACCUAAUCUUGCCUUUUUACGUUUGAAUACUCAGUGGCAUCAUGAUCUCCAUUGAUGUGUGUGCCGCUUGUGUGUGCCUGUGUCUACUUACAGGUCAUUAUACUAUUCGAUUGAUCUGUUUGUCCUUCCCUUCACUAACACCACACUGUUUAAUUGCUAUGGCUUUAUGAUUUAUUGUACGUUUUGGUAUGUGGUAGGACAUAACUCCCUCCACCUCUCGGCCCCCUCCAUCUCUGCCCAUAUAGGACUAAUCGUCCUUUGUCUUCAGAGUUGUCAUUGUUAUUCAUGGCCCUUUACGGUCAACUUGUCAGAUUUUAAUUGGAUUGCAUUGAACUUGUAUAUUAAGUGUUUGAGAGGAGGGCCAGAUGUAUAUUAUUGACCUUCCCAUUCAUGAACAUUUCACGACUACAAUUAUAGUGUUCCUUAUUUAUACAGUUUGGUUGUUGUUAUUAAAUUUAUCCUAUGUACAGUUCAGAUUUUUUUUUUCCUAUCACAAAUGCUAACUAAAAUGAAACAAAACAAAACCAGGGGCAUUUGGCUGACUCAGUUAGUAGAGCGUGUGACUCUUUCAGGUCAUGUGUUCAAGCCCCACAUUGGGUGUGGAGCCUACUUAAAAUUUUUUUUUUUAAUUAAAAACAAAAAACCCCCUCUCUCAUCAGUGUUUGUUGUUUUACACUGUGUUUCAUAUGAUCUUGUUUCCAGCAACUUUGCUGGAAUUGUUUUGGUUUUUUAUAGAUUCUCUUUGAUUUUCUAUGGAGGAAUCAUAUCCUUUGUAGGUAAUAGCAUUUUGUUCUUUUCUUUCCAUUCUUUAUUCUUUUCAUUGAUUCCCUCACUUGUCUUAUUUUGUAUAGAUGCAGUGAUACCUAAUGUCCUUGUGUUUUAUCUGAUGUUAGAAGGUAGAAUUCUAAGGUUAGACUAUUACGUGUGAUGUUUGUAAUUAUGAUAGAGACACUAUUAGAUUAAGGCUGUUGAGGUGCCUGGGUGGCUCAGUCGGUUGAGCGUCUGACUGAGGUCAUGAUCUCCCAGUUCGUGAGUUCAAGCCCUGCGUCAGACUCUGUGCUGACAGCUCAGAGCCUGGAGCCUGCUUUGAAUUCUGUGUCUCCCUUUCUCUCUGCCUUUUCCCCACUCAUGCUCUGUCUGUCUGUCUCUCUCUCAAAAAUAAAUAAACAUUAAAAAAAUGAUUAAGGCUAUUUUCUUUAAUUCCUUUAUAUAUGUAUUUCAUUUAACAUAUUGAAAUGGUGAAUUAAAGCCAUAAUUAAAAUUUUGCUUUAUACAAGCAAAUUAUUAACAUAUAUAUAUUAUAUAAUAUGUAUAUAUAAUUAUAAAUAUAUAUUAUGUGUAAUUUUGCUUUAUAUAUAAUCUACACGCAGUGAAAUGCACAAAUCUGAAGUGUGCAGUUUGAUGAGUUUUGAGAAAUGUAUAUAUCCAUAUAAUUUACAUCCUGUAAAGCUAUAGAGUCUCCCCCACCCAAAGUAUCCUUUGUAGUUAACGCCUCCCAGUCUCUGGUCAGACAAAUAUCAGUCUCAUUUCUGUCACUAUAGGUGAAUAUUGCCUAUUCUAGAAACUCUAGAAAAAUGGAAUGAUACUGUAUACAUUCUUUUCUGUCUGUCACCUUUCAUUCAGCAUGUGGUUGACAUUCAUCCGUGGUGUUGUGGUGUCAGUAGUUUAUUUCAUUUUUAUUACUAAGUAGUAUUUCAUUAUAUAAAUGCACUACAAUUUGUUUAUUCCCUUUCCUGCUAAUGGACAUUGGGGUUAUUUCUAGUUUUUGACUAAUAUGACUUAAGCUUCUAUGAACAUUCUUGUCCUAAGUCUUUCUGUGUUUUCAUUUUACUUUGGGUUAAUACCGAAAGUGUAAUUACUGGGUUGUAGUGUAAGCAUACAUUCAACUUUACAAGAAACUUCCGAAAUUGUACCAUUUUAUAUCCUUCGAACACUGUUGUAGAGUGUCCUAUAUCAUUAUCAACAUUAAAUGUUGUCUGUCCUGUUUGUUUUAGCCAUUUUAGUGGCUAUGUACUGGUAACUAAUGGUUAAGGAUUUUUUUCAUGUGUGUAUUAACCAUUCACAUAUUUUUUUUAAAAAAACUUUUCUUAAUGUUUAUUCAUUUUUGAGAGAAAGACAAAGAGCAUGGGCAGGUGAGGGGCAGAGAGAGAGAGGGAGACACAGAAUCCUGAGCAGGCUCCAGGCUCUGAGCUGACAGCACAGAGCCCGACAUGGGGCUCAAACCCACAGACCGUGAAGAUCAUGAUCUCGGCUGAAGUCAGAUGCGUAACCGACCGAGCCACCCAGGUGCCCCAUCCAUUCACAUAUUUUUCUUUGUGAAGUUCCUGUUCAAAUAUUUUGGCCAGUUUUUUGUUGGGUUCUCUUGCAGCUAUUAAGUUGUAGAGGACCUAUUAAGUAUUUUGCGGUCAAGUCUUUUGCCAGGUAUAUUUACUACGGAUAUUUUCUCCUAUUUGGAGUGCUUUCUUGUUCGUUGCUUUUUUAAAAAAAAAUCUGUAUUUUCAUAAUUUCUCCGGUUUAUUUUGAAAACAAUCUUUUCUGACAUGUAUCUAUGUGAGUUUUAGAUUAAUUAUCUCACAGUGCACAGAAAUGACCUAUAUUUGCCUGUAAAUUAAGCACUGAUGAAUGCUCAUUAACAUAUCAAUAUUUAAGUAUUCCAACAUAAAAGAGCUUUUUCUAACUUUGUAAUUACUUUCUUCCCUCCUAAGCUAAUUUAUUUUUGACAUUUGGGUUGCACAUGCACAUAAGAAAAUGACACGUUUUGCACACUGACCGUGAGAUAAACCAGUGUGUAAGUGUCUUUCUGGAUCAGAUUAAAUUUCCAGGGACAAAGUGGUUCAAAUGGGAGCAAAUAAGCCUACUUCCUUAUAAAAUAAACUAAAUAAACAAAACCUAGGAAGUAUUAAAGGUGCUUAAGAUUAAUUCCAUAAAUAUUUUUCUGUUUUCUUUAAAAAUUUUUUUAAUGUUUAUUUUUGAGAGAGAGAGAAACAGAGUGUGAGCGGGGGAGGGGUAGAGACGGAGAGGGAGACAUAGAAUCUGAAGCAGGCCCCAGGCUCUGAGCUGUUAGCACAGAGCCUGACAUGGGGCCCGAACUCCCUAAACACGAGAUUGUGACCUCAGCCGAAGUCCGACACUUAGCUGACUGAGCCACUCAGGCGCCUUUCUUUUCUUUUAAGUACGCAAAUGUGUAUGAUGAGCGUGUGUAAAUUAACACUUUUCAUCUAGGUUGUGCGCUCCUGUGGAUGGUGAAGGGCUCUGGUAUAAGGAGGCAGUGUGGGAGAACUGGGGGUUUUUAUCCUCAUCAAGCCGUCCACACUUAGGAAAGAGGUAGGGCAGAUGACUUACAAGCCUCAGUGGGCUCGGAUUUUGAUCUGGUUCUGAAAGUAAUGCUUAUUUCAUCCUGUUCUAUUUUGUUUGUUCCAUAAUUUUUGUAACUGGAGGAAACUGGUAGGUUCAACUAACCAACCUAAGGACACUUUACCCCAUAAACCAUGUGAAUCAAAACUCUUCAUUCAUUCUUCUGCCAAACACAACAACUGAUUUUCGUCUAUAAUUAUUUUUUAAGUUAAGAAGGAGCAAGUCAACCAAAGAAACAGCGGUGGCCUCGAACUAUGGAAUGUUACCGCACUUUGACACAUUGACUGAGAGAUGCCGAGGCUGUGGGGACUAGUCCCGCUGGCUGCAGCCAGGAAUGGAUGCAGUGUCAUUGAACCUCCUCUAAGCAGGCCCUGCAGCACCUUCCAUGCUGCUGGGAGAUAUCCCGAGGCUGGAGUCACUCCCAUAAUAGGGAUCUCCAAUAAUAAGUUGCUUUCUUGGAUAAUAGCUCCCAAGUGGUUCAAUUUUAGCUUUGCAGGUUUUAGUUUGUUUUCUUUUUCUAGUCAAAUCUCUCAGAUUGCUUUCAUCCGUACAUAGUGUAUGAUCUAAUGUGGCAAAGUCUUCUUGGUAACCCACCUGGACAAUGUGAUUCGUGGGAGUACCAUGCUCCUUCAUGCAAUUCUGCCCCUGAUAAUCGGGAGGGUUUUCUGUUUCAUGCAUGGAUGUUGUUGCGCUGUCUACCCUCCAAUUAUUUUAAAUGUUUCGAUCAGUUACAAGUUUUCUCAAAACUGCUCUUGUGAUGAGUGAUUGACAGAUGUUACCCAGACACAGGAACAGCACUGAGUUGGGCAUCUGCUCAGCCAUCUUCCCUUGCACACAGAGGCACCCGCUGACUGCAUCAGGAAUUUUCUCCUGCUCAUUUUCAUAAUGUGUCUUUUGAUGAGUUAAUGUUUCUAAUUUUGAUGAAGUCCAUUUCAUCUGUUUUCUUCCUUUAUUAUGUUAAUGUGGUUAAUUACACUGAUGAUUUUCAAAUGUUAAAUAACACUUUUUUCCUGCCCAAACCAUAGUUGAUCAUGAAAUAUUAUACUUUUUACAAAUUGCUGGAUGUGGUUUGCUUACUAUUUGACUACAUUAAUAAUGAGUGUUAGAUCAGUGUUAUGCUGCCCUCAUAAAAUUAUUUGAGAUGCAUUCCUUUCUCCUGAAAUUUUCUGAAAGUAUGUGUGAAAGUGGUAUUUUUUUCUUCCUUAAAUGUUUGAUAAUAUUUAAGAGUAAAGUCACUUGACUUUGGAGUUCUUGAAAGAAUGCUUUAAAUUAUAAAUUCACUUUUUAAUAGAUAUAUGUGUAUAUAUAAUUUUGAUAAUUUGCAUCUUAGAGGAACUUUUCUAUUUCAUCUAAACUGUUGAAUUUGUUGGCAUAAAAAGAUGUUCAUAAUAUAUCCUUAUUAUUCUUUUAAUAUCUCUAGGAUCUAUAGUAAUGUGUCUACUCUUUUUUUUUUCUUGAUGGCAUACCUGGUAACUUGUGUUUGCUUUAAUUUAUGCUCUAUCAGUCUAGAGUUUUAACAGUUUUACUGAUCUUAUAAAAAACCAAUUUUUGGGGGGCGCCCAGGUGGCUCAGUUGGUUAAGUGUCUGACUUUGGCUCAGGUCAUGAUUUCGCAGUUUGUGAGUUUGAACCCUGCGUCGGGCUCUGUGCUGACAGCUCAGAGCCUGGAGCCUGCUUUGGAUUCUAAGUCUCCCUCUCUCUCUGCCCCUCCCCUGCUCAUGCUCUGUCUCUCUCUGUGUCUCAAUAAUAAAUAAACAUUAAAAAAAAUAAUAAAAACCCAAUUUUUUGCUUUUAUUAAUUUUCUCUACUGUUUCUCCAUUUUGUAUCUCAUUGAUUUCCAUUCCUAGCUUUAUUAUUCCUUAUUUCUAGUUACUUUGGGUUUUAUUUGCCCUUCUUUUUUACCUUCAUAAGGUUGACACUUACAUCAAUGAUUUUAAAUCUUCUAUUCUAAAACUAUAAAUUUCCCUCUAAGCAUGACUUCAGUCAGGCCCACAAAUUUAUUAAGUCUUCAUUAUCAUUCAAAUUUCUAAUUUUCCUUGUAAUUUAUUCUUGCUCUGUGAGUUACUUGGACAUAGAUUGCUUACUUUCCAAGUGUUUGAGUAUU